AUGACUUUGCAUGCCCGUGUUGGUGUUGGAGGUGUAAACAGCGUUGUUACGAAUUGUGCUGUCGGCAGCAUCGCCAGCUCAGGCUCUUUGGCACCUGGAGGGGGGGGAAACAGAAAGUCAAAUGUUGUUAAAGAGAUAGAACGCAUACAGCAACGCCGCGAAGAACGCCGGGCAGCCCAGCGAGCUAUUCGAGAUCAGCCUGAAUUUGACCCCUCAAAUCCAAACUAUGAAUUCCUCAUGAUGAUCAGGUUUGCUUUUCAAAGUUAUAAUUCGAGCUCUAAUUGA
Messenger RNA from Protopolystoma xenopodis, 285 nucleotides. NCBI's taxonomy places the organism in Eukaryota, Metazoa, Platyhelminthes, Monogenea, Polystomatidea, Polystomatidae. The record is from the annotation of a GenBank genome assembly.